UAUAAAUACUAAGAUUUGGAAAUACUAUUACAAAGUGCUACCUUUCGCUGGGCCCAAAAGUUUUCUGCAGGUGAACCGAUAGUACGGUAGAGUGGGAAGCAUCGACGAAAUCGUGGUGGACUAACGGAAACGAAAUUGUGGAUUGUGGGCAGCUGAAAUUUCGAUUAGGCGGGGAGCAUAUACGGAGUGGCGAGCAUCGCAGAUAGGGAGACGAAAUCUUUGAUAUGUAUUUGUAGAAGAGGCCACGAUAAGUAGAAGCAUGACUCAAAGCCAGAAUGAUGAUGAUACAUCAUCUAGCAGUAAGAGGAUCAAGACUUGUCACAACCGUGGUGUGGCACCUUGGUCGGACCUUCACCAUGAUGCGCUUUUUAUAGUUAUGAUGCAACUGGGAAUUGUUGAUUUUGUUGCAUUCAGCAAAGUCUGCAAGUCAUGGAGGUCACAGGCACUCCCUAACAGGAAAAGGUUUAUGGCAUCCAAACCACCGAUGUUGAUGUAUAUCUCUAGUCAUGUUAAUAUGAAAGAGUGCUACCUACAAGACUUUGAAGGAAAAAACUUCAAGACAAUACUUCCUCAUUCUGGUGGCAGGAUCUAUGCUGGAUUUACUUGUGGUUACUUGAUCUUGUAUGGGUGGGCAACCAGGGACUUCUGGCUUGUGAAUCCUAUCACAAGGCAUGAACUUUAUUUCCCUAAUGUCCCUUCGAAUGUCUAUAGCGGUGAAUCAAAAGUCAGUGCUAUUCUUAUCUUUUCAUCUUUAACAUCUAAAUUGGUGUUUCUUGUUCUAAAGAGAUUCAACCAUCGAAUAUGGUUUUCUACAGCGGGUGAAGGAACAUGGAAUCACGUGUACACCACCUCCUUCAUCCUUGAUAUACAUGCUUUUAAGGGGAAGAUAUAUACCCUAAACUACGAUAGAUAUGAUUUGACCGAACGAAAUUUAUGUGAAUUGAGACUCAAUCCAACGCCCAAACUGACGACACUCAAAACCAAGAAUUCUCUGAAGCAAGAAGUCUAUUACCCAAUGUUUGUAAGUUCGGGUGAAAACCUGUAUGUGAUGGAAACCUAUUCCAAAGAUUCGUACAAGGUUCUUGAAAUGGAUUUUGGAGAAAUGAAAUGGGUGCCGUUUGAAAAGAACAGAGAUGAUUACACAUUUUUUAUUAGUGGCUCGAAGCCUGGUGCUGCUGUUAAACAAGAUUUGUGGGUUGAGGCUCAGUCACAGUCACCAUACAUGAGAUAUGAUGUUACUGAUAAAUGUGAAAAAGGGAGGUUCUUUACUGCAGAUCUGUGGUACUUCCCUCAUAAAUGUUUGAAUGCUGAUCUUUUAAAUGAGUGAUGAGUUGUUAGCACUCUUCUAUAUAUAUAUAUAUAUAUAUAUA
Molecule: messenger RNA, 1370 nt
Organism: Lactuca sativa (garden lettuce)
Lineage: Eukaryota; Viridiplantae; Streptophyta; Magnoliopsida; Asterales; Asteraceae
Source: RefSeq, a predicted model, not a curated record